AUGUGUGUCAUCAUGCCCGACCACGCUGACGUCAGCCUCCCGCCGGAUGAGCGAGUCCGAAAACUGAUCCAGGUGGGAAGUGCCGUGGAAGUGAACGAGGACGUCCCGCCGCGACGCUACUACCGCUCCGGAGUGGAGAUCCUCCGCAUGGCGACUGUUUACUCGGAGGAAGGCAAUAUUGAGCAUGCCUUUAUCCUCUACAACAAAUACAUCACGCUCUUCAUUGAGAAGCUGCCACAGCACCGUGAUUAUAAGACUGCUGUCAUACCCGAAAAGAGGGAGACAAUGAGAAAACUGAAAGAAGUAGCCUUCCCCAGGGCUGAAGAGCUCAAGGCGGAGCUGUUAAAGAGGUACGCCAAGGACUAUGCUAAGUACAAGGAGCAGAAGAAGGAGGAGGCAGAAGAAUUUGCACGCAACUUGGCUUUGCAGCAGCAGCUGGAAGAGGAGAAAAAUCGGGUAGCCCUGAUGAAGCAGCAGCAGGCAGAGCAAGAGCAAUUUCAUGCCUUUGAGGAGAUGAUUCGACGACAGGAGCUGGAGAAGGAACGUCUAAGGAUAGUGCAGGAAUUUGGAAAGCCAGAGCCAAGUCCUGAGUCUCUGGACGGGCCCCUCAUCCCUGGUGUGGAAAAGCCCCCGACUGAUUUAAUCCCAAAGGUUCCUGUCUCUCCAGUUCACCCUGCAAGUCCAUCAGCAGCGACUGUCUCAUCCAAGCCUCCUGUCGUGGACAGAUCUUUGAAGCCCAGUGCUCUGGGGAGCACGGAAACCAAUGCAAGUAUGGAUGUCCUUCGCCAGGUCAUCGUCCCUAGGGAGCUCUGCCAGAAAUUCCUCCAGCUGGCUGAUGCCAACACGAUCCGGGGUGUGGAGACAUGUGGGAUCCUCUGCGGUAAGCUGAUGAGGAACGAGUUCACGAUAACCCACGUCAUCGUUCCCAAGCAGUACGGGGGCCCCGAUUAUUGCAACACGGAGAACGAGGAGGAGCUCUUCGUCAUCCAGGAUCAGCACGGCCUUGUUACGCUGGGCUGGAUCCAUACUCACCCCACACAGACAGCCUUCCUCUCCAGCGUUGACCUGCACACCCACUGCUCCUACCAGAUGAUGUUGCCGGAGUCCAUCGCUAUUGUGUGUUCUCCGAAAUACCAGGAGACGGGGUUUUUCAAGCUGACGGAGCAUGGCCUGGAGGAGAUCUCUUCCUGCCGGCAGAAAGGAUUCCACCCGCACCCCAAAGACCCCCCUCUCUUCACUACCUGCAAUCACGUGUCCGUCGUGGAGAGAGACGUGGUCCUGAUGGAUCUCCGAUAGGCCUUAACCAUUUACCCAAAACCAUCGGCCUUCCUUCUAGGCCUAGGAAAACGGUUUUUUUGGGUUUUUUUUCUUCCUGUAGCAGAUGAUUUCUACCGUGU
This is a messenger RNA of Eurypyga helias (sunbittern), 1397 nucleotides long. It is a transcript of the gene STAMBP, whose product is annotated as STAM binding protein. NCBI's taxonomy places the organism in Eukaryota, Metazoa, Chordata, Aves, Eurypygiformes, Eurypygidae. Bases 1 to 1296 code for a protein of 431 amino acids. The transcript is spliced from 9 exons. Gene Ontology annotation, cellular component: cleavage furrow; endosome. The record is from RefSeq and is a predicted model, not a curated record. Gene Ontology annotation, biological process: protein K63-linked deubiquitination. Gene Ontology annotation, molecular function: K63-linked deubiquitinase activity; metal-dependent deubiquitinase activity; protein binding.